AUGGAUGAAUCGGAAUUGUCGGUUUUUGCUGUGUCGAUGACAAUUGAUAUGGGAGUUGUGUGAGUUUUUUUUGGGGAAAAUAUUACAUUUUGAAAAUUCAUUCAAAGAGUCAGAAUUUGACCUAAAAUCGAGCAUUUUUGAGCUAACACGAGAAAUACUUUUAUUUAAAAAAAACUGGACAACAUCGGGGUUUUCUAGAAAAUUUAGUAUAACAUGAGCAAUGCAACGAAAAUACAGUUUUUUAUCCUGAAUUCUGAUAUUUUUCAAUUUAGGAAAAUAACUCCUGAAAUUAAUUUUGACAAUUUUUGCAGAUUCCCACCACCAAUCGAAAUGGAUUCUAGAGAUGAAAUUGAAAUCGAAGCAGAAGAACACAAUAAUAAUUUAAUAAAAUCGAAUUCAACAAAAUAUUCAAUUUCAGCUGAUUUUAUCAGACGCAUUUUAUUGAACCAAUCACAAUAUAACACUGAUUUUCAAUUGGUAAAUUAAGUUGAAAUCUAAUUUCCCCAAAAAACUUUUUCAGAUCAAAUAUUCGAUGAAAAACAGUGAAACACUUUUUGGAACUUGCCAACGACCAGAUGAAAUAUUGGUUUCUUUGAAUAAUUUGGCUCAAAACUACAAAUCGAUCGAUGAAUUUGUUCCACCAGAAAUCGGAAUUUCAGAAAUGGAAAAAUGCUUGAAAAUAACAAUGAAAAAAUAUGAAACAAGAAGAGUUUAUUGGUUUUUGGAUGUUCAGAGUUUCCUAAAAUGUGUUAGUUUUUUCUUCGAAAAUCUUGAUUUUCAAUACAAAAUUCUAAUUUUGCAGAAAGUCUUCUCAUUCCAAUCGAUUUCAACAGAUUUUCUCGAAGUUUUUGUUUUUGGAGACUUGCCAGUUUUUCACAAAAAUGAUCGAUUUGUUCGAAAUGUUUUGAGCGAAUUUCAGAAAAAUGAGGAGAAAAUGAAGAUUCAUUUGAUGUGAGUUAAAAUAUUAUUUUUCAAAAUUUGUUAAAUUUUGCAGAAUGUGCAAUCGAGAUAUUCUGGAAAUUCGAGAAAAUUUGAAGUUUGAUCAGAUUGAAAAAGUUAAAAUGACUGGAAAUUUGCACAUUGGACAAAUUAAUUGCGCGAUAAAAGUUGAUGGUCAAACUACAAGUUCAAACUACAAAUAUGAUUCAAUUGAAAUCAAUUUGAUUGGAUUUAUCGAAAAAUUGGAGAAUUGGAUUUUUGAAGAGGAAAAAGAUAUUGUUGUUUCAUCGAAAUCUGAGGUUUUUGUACAAUUGAAAGAGUAUUUGAAGGAAGGAAAUUGUGGUGCAUUUUGUCAAUGUUUUUAUGGAAAACAACAAAUGGAAUAUUGUCUUUUGAUUGUUGUUGGAGUUAAUGAAGAGAUACGAUUUAUACGGUUGAAUGAGAAAAAUGAGGAAAAAUGGAGAGAGUUUUUAAACAUGGAAACUGUUGGAAGUGUAAGUUUUUUUGCGAAUUUUUGUAUCGGAAAUACAUUAGACAUGGUAUCAUUUUCUAAAGUUUUUUUCACUGAAAAACAUAUCCCGCUUUUUUACUGAGAUCACAAUAAUGAGCCGAAAGCUAAACGAUUUGUCUUAUUGAAAAUCUACGAAAAUUAAUUUUUCCCCUCAUUUUCAGAUCAAUGAAACAUGCGAAAUAUCCGAAAAACCCAAGCAACUACAAAUCUAUCAACCGAUUGCUCCUUUGCAUAAAAAAUCGACCAAAAAAUUCGCAAAAGCUGCGAUUCAGGAAGGAGGAGAAGUAGGAAUAUUGACUUUUAUCUAGGUUUAAAAUUUUUGGAAUUUUCAGAAACUUGAAGAAUUUGUGGGAGAAUAUGAGAUUCUUGGAUUUAAAAACGAAAUGCAAAAUUAUAUUGAGGAAAUUCGGUCGACAGAUGUAAAUGUGGCCAGCGAAGAUUAA
Messenger RNA from Caenorhabditis angaria, 1893 nucleotides. The record is from the annotation of a GenBank genome assembly. Lineage: Eukaryota; Metazoa; Nematoda; Chromadorea; Rhabditida; Rhabditidae.